Molecule: messenger RNA, 3656 nt
Organism: Hypoxylon fragiforme
Lineage: Eukaryota; Fungi; Ascomycota; Sordariomycetes; Xylariales; Hypoxylaceae
Exons: 5
Coding region: 624-3107 (827 amino acids)
Biological process (GO): regulation of DNA-templated transcription
Cellular component (GO): RSF complex
Source: RefSeq, a predicted model, not a curated record
GAAGAAGUUGCGUCGCGUUAAAAAAAAGUCCAAACGUCAAAAAUGCAAACCCGAAAUCGCGCCCCAUGCUUUUAUGGUUUAUGAUUUUUAAUCCUCCAAUACUUUAAUACGUACGAAGCUUGAAAGCCACAUUCACAUCUCUACAUAGCUUUACGUCUCUUGCUAAAUUACUGAAUGCAACCAGUAGCUGGACACCCUUCCGAAUGGUUGACACAGCCUGCCUAAUAAUACGUCUUUCCAGUUGCUAACUCUGGAACUAACUGAUGCCAAUCUACUUCUAACUUAUCAUCCUUUCCACUACUUUUUGUGCCAUCGACAUCAAUGAUGAUAGUUCUCUUUCAGCUUUUGCCCACUUAGUACUUACCUAGUACAUGGUACAUUUAAUCUAUCUCUUUUUACCUCAUAAACAUUAAUCUUAUCUUAUAUCCUUCCUUCGUCGUUCCCUACCAGCCAAACCGAUAUACGCACCUAAUCCCAACUACACAUCAUCCCUCUACUCCGACCACCCAUAUCCAACAUACUCCUUACCUUUACAACACAUUUGCGAAAAUCCUCAUAGAGUAUACGAGCCCGAGUCGCAAAAACAUUAAUUAAAAUAUCAAACACAUCUGAUAUUCGUCACAAUGGUAUCGUUAAGAAAGCGCGCCUUGCGCGACACUGAGCCCGAGGCCGAACCCGAGGCCGACAUGCCAGAACCUCCCAAGCAGAACCACCCGCCCUCUUUGCUUCAUCGUAUCAGAAAUACCUGGCAAUUCGCGAAUAUUUUCCAGUGGAUCUACUUAUUUGGCAAGGUCGUGAAGAUCGAUGAUAACUUUGACAUAGAUGACCUAGAAGCCGAAUUCAUGAAACCCCAUUCAACGGUUCUAGCCGACAUUGGCCUUGCCCUACUCAAAUUCGUAUCGUCGCAUCGUGGCUUGACGUCAGAAUUAUUUGACGAGUACACCCGCCGACAGUACGUUGCCAAGGCGCCUGAUCGAAACCCAUUCGGUACAGACGAGACGCCUGCCAAGUUUGAUGACUUUGAUGCUUUUACCAAGAUCAAAAUUCUACAUCAACUCACACAGUGGGUCAUGCUACAUCCCGAAAGAAUUAGGGAGAAAAUGGAUGAGCAGAAGCCUAGCGACCAAACCGAAUGGAGAAUUGAGCCCGCGGGCUGGGAUAGUGAUGACCGCACCUAUUACAUCUUAGAUGAUAACCGCAUGUAUCGGAUGACUGAAGCUUCACAGGCCCCUUCGGCGUGGAAACCAAAGAAGAAUACUAAAAAGGCCAAGGCGGCCGCAAGAGCUGCUAAACGACGUCGUGUAUCAAGAUCUACCGCACAGGAUGGCGAGGAUGUUGACGAUGACUCAGACGCCGAUCAACCUGCCGAACCAGAGGAUGAUGGUCUUGGAGGUGCAAAAUGGGAGUGUGUCGCAUCAAACCUUGUUGAAGUACAGGACUUUCUCAGUACUAUUCGGAAGACGCGGGAUGAGAACGAGAAGGUCCUGAGAAGCACUAUUGAGAAUCAUCUUCUACCCAUUUUUGAGAAGCAAGAGGAGUCUCGGAAGCGGAAAGCCUUACAGAGGGAAAAGGAAUUGCUGAACCUUGAAAAGAUGGCUCACGCCAAACGAUCCAGUCGCCUUGCCAAUAAAGCUGAGCAACAGCGCCUAGAGCAGCAAGCGAAAGAGGAAGAACAAAAGCGUCGCGCAGACGAGGUCGCAGCUCGAAAGCAAGAACAAAAACGACUAAAGAUGGAGAAAGAGCGUGACCGUCGCAUGGUAUCUCGGGCGCAACGACUUAGAGAACGAGAGGUCCGGCGGCUUCAGCAUGAAGAGGAAUUGGCGCAACUAUCUGAAGAUAGCAAGAACUUAAGUUCUGCCAAUGGUCGACUUUCUGAAAGACGGCUACAGGCAGAAAUCGAGAAGAACAGGCAAGCGCUACAGGAACUUGAAGAUGAAGAGGAUGACUGGAUUUUCGACUGCAUUUGCGGUGUUUAUGGCCAGAUCGAUGACGGCACACACAGUGUCUCUUGUGAGAAAUGCAAUGUCUGGCAACAUAGUAAGUGCGUCGGCAUUAGCGAAGAGGAAGCUGAUCGUGAUGAUUUCCACUUCAUCUGCAAGAGCUGUCGCCAGAAGAGUUCAGGCCCAGGAACACCCAAGUCGACUACCAUCAAACUUAAGGUCAACCAACCUGAUGGCUCGUCGUUACUUCCUAGCACAAAGUCGGACAACUCCUCUGCUCUAGAGCAACCCCGACAACCACAACACUCCAGCAUAAUGGUUGAGAUGCCUACAAAGUCUAGUUACAAUACCCAGCUCCCACACCCAGCCAAUAGAUCAGAGUCGCUUCAGCAGCCAAGUUCAAAAGCUGUCUUACAAAUUCAGCCCACUGCUCAACCCGUCAUUCCUAUCAAGCAAGCAGGCCAGCCGAGCAUGCCUCAACCAUCUUCACCAUUCGCCAUUAGUGACGGGGCCAAUCCCUUCUCUUCGCCACAUCCCAACUUAUCACCCCCAGAGCAGUCACCCAAUAAAGCCAGGGCCUAUUCGACCUUAUUCAAUCCAUCUUCACCAGUUUCCGGAAACCAACCGGGAGAACAUAAGGCACCGCGGAAAGGCAUGUUUCACAUCUCGCCAAAGGCCAAUGGUGCGGCAGCACCACCGUCGAGCAGUCUACCUCCUCAUGCCGAGGCCUACGUGCCCCCUGUCGCUGCUAGGUCUGAUUCGCCUUUGAAACAACCUCUGGAUGCCGCAAGCAACAGCUUGCCAGUCCUUUCACCUCCAGCUGUGUCGCUGUCAACUCUAACACGCCCCCAAAGUAGCGAUGUCAAUGUCCAACACGCAUUGCUUGCUACUCCCCAACUUAACCGGUUUAACCAGGCAGGGGCAAGGCUUGACACGACACCUAGUCUACCACCCACUCAGAAUGGGAUUUCGCCACUGAAACGUUCGCCGCCACCAAACCAACAUCCAGGUAGCGCAAUAACAUCAACACCAACACCAGCGAUUCUUCCCCCAGUGAGAGCUUUAUCGCCUUCGCCCUCGCAGCAAAUUCUAACACCACCAGUCAAGUCAUUUGACAAUACGCGGCCAGCAUCACCGCACUCAGGCAGUGUCGCUGGGGACGGAUAAGCUGUAACCUAUUGGAGCAAUUUGUUGCCACAGCAUGCCACAACAUGACUAUGAGCAAUUGAGAAGAGACCCCUUUUUCGCAUGGUUUGCAGGCGAUCAGUCAUAUUCUUGGCAUGAUCCUAGCCCUUUGGCCCGGACGGCCUUCGGGAGUAAACGGGGCAAGAGCGGUGACGAAGCCGGAAUAAAUAGAUAGGGGGGCGUAGGUUUCCGUCAUGGAUGCUAGAUAAUUGCGACGACACAUGAUGCAUUUCACGGCGCAUUAGACAGGUGGACUUCAUGUAGAUUAGAAGGGACAGUACAGUAUAAUAGGCGCAAUUAUAUGCGUUGGUGACGAAUAAGUCGGAGAGGGUGAUGAUAGUGACGAUGAUGAAGAUGUUGCGAUGUUGCGGUGAGGCUGAUAGGUAUAUUUAUAUGUACCUACUCAGCGCCUACAUAAUACUGAAUGCCUGCAUAUGUACCUAGGUAAGUGCCUACUACAUACGUGCAUACCUACCCACCUACCUAGGUUAGUAGUAUGUAAUGUAUGUAAUAAUAAUUCUGCAAUAGAUA